AUGCAAGCAUUCGGGCGCCAGACGUACAUACUGACGCCAAAGGAGAAUCGGCUUAAGUGGGAUCCAAAGGCUCGCACUGGCAUAUUCGUGGGCUACGAAGAAGUGUCGAAGGCGUAUCGAGUUUAUGACAUUGAGGCGGGACAGGUUGUUGUCAGUCGGGAUGUCAACUUCGACGAGUCCACCUUUGGACUUCCGCCGCCGAUCACUGAUGAAGAUGCCGAUGACCUGGACUUCGAGUUGCUUGACCUCAAUGAUGAAGAGCCGCGUCAGGUGGAGUACAAGCAAACAGGCAAGCGCAAAAACCGCCUCAGUGAUGAAGAUACAGCAGCUCCACGGCCACGUGCAGUGCGUCAACGACCUGGACUAGAAGAGUCAACCGCGCUAGAAAACAACUCGUCACGCCAAGAAGAAGACGAAGAAAGGAAGGAUUCUGAUGAAUCAACUCCGCCUGUGUUUUGGCAUGCGAGUGCGAAUGUCGUUGAAACAGCAGCAGACUUAUCAGAGCCCUACACACUUGAGGCUGCAGUGAGCGGCCCUGACCAAGUGCACUGGCAAAUGCCAUUUAUGCGGAACUCGAGUCGAUGCGCCUUCGCGGUGUGUUUCGUGCAGCCAAGCUGCCCAACGGACAACGCGCCAUUGGCACAAAGUUAG
Peronospora matthiolae is the source of this 651-nucleotide messenger RNA. The record is from the annotation of a GenBank genome assembly. NCBI's taxonomy places the organism in Eukaryota, Oomycota, Peronosporomycetes, Peronosporales, Peronosporaceae.